Molecule: messenger RNA, 1593 nt
Organism: Chlamydomonas reinhardtii
Lineage: Eukaryota; Viridiplantae; Chlorophyta; Chlorophyceae; Chlamydomonadales; Chlamydomonadaceae
Exons: 3
Coding region: 79-459 (126 amino acids)
Biological process (GO): cellular response to oxidative stress
Cellular component (GO): cytoplasm
Molecular function (GO): sulfiredoxin activity
Source: RefSeq, a predicted model, not a curated record
AUGCACAUACAGAAAUCUGAAUUCCAUAGAAAGACCGAGUGAGCGUUUGGCAUAACCGCAGCCCAUCGUUUAGGCACAAUGUGCGACGCCCCCGCUUGCACGCGGCAAGAUGGUAUCAGCGAUGACGGGCUACCUGCAAGCAUAUUUGUAGAUGCUGGCAAUUCAGAGGUACACGACGUGCCCAUGCGUGUCAUCACCCGGCCGCUGCAGUCCACCGUCGAGCGCGCGAAAGUGGACGACUUCAAGGAAAAGAUAAAGGCCGGCGUGCAGCUGACGCCCAUUGAGGUGGUCUGGGUGGAGCGGCCCGAGGGCUCCUACUACUUCUCGUUUGGGGGCUGCCACCGCUGGGCCGCACACACGGAGCUGGGCAGCGAGACCAUACCCGCCAAGCUCAUUCGCGUGUCGCCCGCCACCAUCAACACCUACCUUGGCAGCAGCAGCCCGUUCAGAGACCGGUGACCACACCACGGCGGUGGGGCUGGGUACCUUGGCUUCCACGACCAUACAUCGGAGUACGAGGGCAAGGACACGUUCUUCGGCAUGUGGCUGGACCGGCUUGAAACGGGAAGCGAGGCGGAGGGGGCGGAGGGAAACGAGGAGGCGGCGGCGGCGGCGUCCGGGGACCCGGAGGAGUUGGGGGACGUGUAGCGGAGGGGGCCUGAGGUAGGCCGAGGCGCGCAGGGGCUCGAGAAGCGGUGGCGCAGCAAGACACCAGGUGCCUGUGGUAUAGCCAUCAAGACUGCAUGCGUUGAGGCUGAGAGGCGGGCGGAACCGAGACAGGAGGCACGGUUGCCCUGGUGUGCGCCCGUUAAGAUAGUCCCGGUGUGCAGCUGGCACACAGUGGUGGGGCUAGUGGGGCUGGGUGGCGGGACAGCACAAGGUGCCUGCGCUAGCUUGACAGGGGUAAGGGCGAUCAGCAGGGGCGGGCGGGGCAGAGCGACUCUACGCCCCGCCCUGGUCGGAUAUGUGUGUAAGGGGCACGUAGGGCCAUACUGAAGGAGGCCCGCUGACUGCGCCAGAGGACUAGAGGAGGUCAGGAGGGCGAGGCCCCCUGGGGCCUGGGCGCCUCAGGUUCACGGCCUUGGGUACUUUAAGCCUCCGGGGUUUUGUAUGUAUGUGUGCGUGUGUGUAUGUGUGUUAAAGAGCACAAGGAAAACAUUGCGUAAAGACUGUGUAUGCGAUGUGCAUGUGUAUGUGUGUGUCCGUGUGUCUGUGUGCCUGAUGGUGCUGGGACCGCUCGGGUAUUCCGAGAGCUUCCUUGCUGCUGUGCAACUGAAGCGUUGAACUCAACCCGCAUGGGCUGCGUGUAUGUCCACUGCUGCCCGCGUGUGCGUGUGCGCGGCUGGAUGUUGGCAUGACAAGUCGUGUGGAAAGAAUUGUGUACGCACGUCGGCACGUGUGUGCCAUGCAUGUGAGUCGUGAGUGCUGAAUGUGUGGAGUAGAUUGGGUGGCAUCUGACGGCAUGUGCGACCGGGGUCAACCUCCCCUGGUGUCACGGCCGUGUGUCGCGGAAAUGGCGCUGUGUCGUAAACAGCGUUGUUGCAGAAGGAUCCUGCGCUGUUGCAUUGGACAUGGGCGCAAGGAGGAUUGAAU